GCGCUUGAUUCACAGCGCUCUGGAUUACAUAAUUCACUAGCAGGAGCAAAGACUUUCAUGUAUAUUUCAGAGAGCAUCUAUAAUUUACUCAGCAGACUUACUUGUUCUUCUAUUCUUCGACCAAGCUCCUAUUUGAGAGUUAAUGAGAUGAGAAAGAGUAGAAUUCCCCCCUAACCCUCACUGGGACCACCACUCUGCCAACACCAUUUCUCUUCCUUGAGAAAAGACAAACAGAAGAUGUCAACCGGGCGAUGUUAUCAGCAGUGUGCACACAGCAGUCUGAUGGAAAAUCACCAAUACUGAGGUCCCAGGUAUAAAGCAGCAGCAUCCGCAUACAAGAAAAAGACCCUUUUUUUUUUCCUUUUCGUCCUUUCACGCUUGACUUCAAACACACUGAGGGAGCGGCUGAGAUCCCGCGGCGCCAACAGCGCUGAAUUAAAUUCAGAGGCAUGAAAGAAUAUCAGAGACACAAGAGGAAGUUGCCCACAUUUACACGGCUGGGAAGCAAGCGAGGAAAAGCAUCUGUGAACUGGAACUAAAAGUGCCACUUCAGAGGGAGAAUGUUAAAAUGAUAAUCAGGAGAUCUAAGAAUGGAGAGGCUCCAUCUGUGUUUUGUUGACAAUGUUCUGUUUUUUUUAUGCUGCAUCAAGUUUGUGCGUCAGUGUGAGUCAGUAUUUGAUGACACUUUCAAAGAAGUGUGUGACUGUGAAAGUACACCGCAGAAGUGCAGGUCAUUUCUGUGGAAUGGAUGCGUUGCUGUAGUCUGUUGUUGUAGACCGUUGCAGCCCAAUACCACACACUGAUGAUGGACUAUGGAGGAGUAGAGCUGUGCCAUCGUCAGCUGAGGGAGUUGAAAGAAGAUCCGUUCGGAAUGAUGGGGGCUGGACUUGCUAAUGCUCUCCAACAUUCAACACUGCGUCAGUUCACCAGACUCAAGCAACUGCUCAGGAUUGUCUAUUCCAUCUUAAGAGGGGACAGAGCUGUGGAAAACAAGGCCAUGUCGCCCUCAGCAACAAUAAUACACUGGACCUCGGCCAGUUCUGGACACAGGCUUCUGCUUUGUCCAGCGACCAGAUGUGAAGGCAACAUUAGUGUUAUGUUUGUGCCAGGAAGGAGUGUUGUGGCUGCUAGGGUUGCUGGAAGUACAACUCCGACCAUAACUUCUGUCGCUGUGUUGGUCAUCGUCCUUCUCACACGGAGGAACCGAAACCAAAAGAGAAAGUGGAUGAUAUAGACAGCAACCCAAUCUCCUGUGCCAGAGAAGAAACCAAAUGGGGAAUCUCUUAAAAGUGCUCACUUGCACUGAGCUUGAGCAGGGGCCAAACUUUUUCCUUGACUUUGAAAAUGCACAACCAACGGAAGGAGAGCGUGAGGUGUGGAACCAGGUGAACUCAGUCCUUCAGGACUCGGAGAACAUCCUCUCUGGUCUGCAGGCGUACAAAGGUGCCGGUCAGGAGAUAAGAGAUGCGAUUCAGAACCCCAGCGAUCUGCUGCUGCAGGAGCGAGCCUGGAACUCCGUCUGCCCGCUCGUCAUCAAGCUCAAGAAGUUCUACAGUUUCUCCCUCAGACUCGAGGAGGCUCUUCGGAGUCUGUUGGAAACCCUGACGUGUCCGCCGUAUGCGCCAACUCAGCACCUGGAGAAGGAGCAGGCUCUGGCCAAACAGUUUGCCGAAAUCCUCCAUUUCACGCUACGAUUCGAUGAGCUCAAGAUGAGAAUCCCUGCGAUCCAGAACGACUUCAGCUACUACAGAAGGACCAUCAGUCGAAACCGGAUAAACAACAUGAAUUUGGAUAUCGAAAACGAAGUCAACAACGAGAUGGCCAACAGGAUGUCUCUGUUCUACGCUGAGGCCACGCCCAUGCUGAAGACGCUCAGCACCGCCACCACCAACUUUGUGACAGAGAACAAAACCCUUCCACUGGAGAACACGACAGACUGUCUGAGCACCAUGGCGAGUGUCUGCAAAGUCAUGCUGGAGACACCGGAAUACUCAAGUCGCUUCAGCAGCGAGGACACACUCCUGUUCUGCAUGAGAGUGAUGGUUGGAGUCAUCAUUCUCUAUGACCACGUACACCCCAACGGUGCCUUCAACAAGUCCUCCAAGAUCGAUAUGAAAGGCUGCAUCAAAGUGCUGAAGGACCAGCCGGCUGAUAACGUCGAGGGACUGCUCAACGCUCUUAAGUUCACCACCAAGCAUCUGAACGACGAGUCCACUCCGAAAAACAUCAGGACGAUGCUCCAGUAACUCCCCUAAAUCUAAAAAUAUGAAGAGGAUCUAUGGUAUGACCUCAAAUAAGAUGUAUAUGUUUACAUUAUUUAAAAAAAAGAAGACUCCGUGUUCAUACUUGUGUGUAUUCGCAUAGUCAUUCCCUCCCAGUUUAGAAACAGGUUGUCUACUGUAACAGCACAAUCGGCCCAAAACCCAUCAGCCUUAUUUAAUAGAGCUUUUGUGCAAGCAGAUCUCGGGAAUCGACCCGAAAUGUCUUUAACCUUUUGUCUGUUUUUCUUUUUUUUUUUUUUACUUCCCGAUCUGCAACUUUUUACUGAACUCAAAAUUAGCUAUUUUGUAUAGUCGUCCUUUUACAACUUUCAACUCGAGUGAUGUCAACGUUUCAAGGGCUGAAUUUUUGGAUGAGGGAUGGAGGACGUCGUUCAUUUGUGUGUGGUUUUUAUCUGUCUGCUCCUGCCCUGUCUAAAGAAACCCACUGUGAACACAAAGCUACACCAGUCAAAAGCAACAUGAAGUGAAUUCAGCACUGACACCCAGUCACCAUCGCAGCCACUCCACAAAUGUUUUAUUUAAUAUGUGUGUGACAACAAUCUGAAUGAAAGUGUCAAGUCUGUGUGUGUUUUAAAUGACUUCUUUCUUAAUUUGUGUUUUUGUAAUAAACAUUUAU
Molecule: messenger RNA, 2898 nt
Organism: Synchiropus splendidus (mandarinfish)
Lineage: Eukaryota; Metazoa; Chordata; Actinopteri; Syngnathiformes; Callionymidae
Gene: cyria
Product: family with sequence similarity 49 member A
Exons: 15
Coding region: 1272-2246 (324 amino acids)
Biological process (GO): regulation of actin filament polymerization
Molecular function (GO): small GTPase binding
Source: RefSeq, a predicted model, not a curated record